CGUCAUUAUGUCAAAGGCGAACUAAAAAAUAGGUUAUGUUUACAAAAAUAUUCAAAUGAUACUUACAAAAGUACAUAAUAAAUAAAAAUAGUGAAACAAAAAUAGGAACAAUGAAUAACUUAAUAAGCGCAGCACACGAAGUUCUUAAUGAAGAAUCUUCUGCUUUGUAUUUAGGCAGUAGUAUAGCAGAAACAGAUAAUUUAGAGCCAAUGCAAUUUCUUAGAGAUUUUGUAUCUAAAAAUAUUCCUGUAAUCAUUCGAAAUAGUUGUUCCCAUUGGCCUGCUGUUUCAAAAUGGAAUGCUGCCUAUUUCAGAGAAACAAUACCAAAUAAGAAUGUGGUAGUGGCUGUAACUCCCAAUGGCUUGGCUGAUGGUAUCACAAAGAAUGAGAAAGGUGAAGAGUUCUUUGUCACACCUUAUGAAACCACCAUGACUAUGUCACAGUUUUUAAAUGGAUUGGAGGAGAAAAGAGAAAAUUACAUCCAGUACAUUCAGAAACAGAAUUCCAACUUGACAACUGACUUCCCUGAGCUUCUAGAUGAUGUAUUGAAGGAGAUACCAUUUGCUAGUGAAGCAUUUGACAAGUCCCCUGAUGCUGUCAACUUUUGGAUGGGGGACGAAAGAGCUGUCACUUCCAUGCACAAAGAUCCAUAUGAAAACAUUUAUUGCGUGAUAGACGGAUAUAAAGACUUCAUUCUAAUACCUCCUACAGACCUACCGUACGUGCCUUAUAAACGCUACCCACAGGCGGAGUUCAGGUACACAGAUAAUAAAUGGGAGAUCGUACCAGCCAGUGCGGUAGAUAUGGAAAAUGAGGUCAAUACGGUCAAUGAGGAGCCACCGGGGUUGCCUUGGAUUAGUAUAGAUCCAUUAGCUCCAAAUUACCUUCAAUACCCUGAAUUUAAGAGAGCUCACGUGUAUUCGGUACGGCUGAAGAAGGGCGACUGUCUUUACUUACCAAGUCUAUGGUUCCACCACGUUAGGCAGAGCCAUGGUUGUAUAGCCGUCAAUUACUGGUACGAUAUGGAGUUUGACAUCAAAUAUUGCUAUUUUAAAAUGCUUGAAAAACUCUGUGGUAGUUAUUGAAAAGAAAAUGGCUACGGGAAAAUGGUGGUGCUGUUUUCUACACGGUAAAAAAGCAUUCGUGACGCCUCUGACGUUGAAGAUAGUCCUUGGAUGUCUUGACACAUAAUGGACCAUGGCUCCAGCUCUGAGCAGAAGAAGGAUGAAAGUGAUUUUUAGUCAGUAA
Molecule: messenger RNA, 1248 nt
Organism: Spodoptera exigua (beet armyworm)
Lineage: Eukaryota; Metazoa; Arthropoda; Insecta; Lepidoptera; Noctuidae
Source: the annotation of a GenBank genome assembly